Messenger RNA from Rubroshorea leprosula, 699 nucleotides. The record is from the annotation of a GenBank genome assembly. Lineage: Eukaryota; Viridiplantae; Streptophyta; Magnoliopsida; Malvales; Dipterocarpaceae.
AUCACCAGAUCUCUCCCCGUUUUCAAAGAUUAGGGUUUGCUACGCCGAGGAAGGAUCAAUCCAGCUAAAAAUGGCGAUGAGGAAGAUGCUCAAUGAGAUGAAGGGAAAGACGGUGAAGGAGGUUCCUGGCUAUUUUAAGGAGAAGCUAUCCAGCGACUUCUUGAAGCAGUCUGUGCAGAAGUGGCUGGAUAACUACCACGCUAAGUACAUUCAGACGAGCUCAAUCCAGCCUCUCUACCAUGUCUGCUUCGGUGGCAUGAUCUUUUCCUACCUCGUUGCCCUCCCCGAGGAACGCCGUCACCUGGAGCACCAGCAGCACGCCAAGGAACACGGCGGUCACCAUUGAUUGAUCGAUGUUAUUAUUCGAUCAAUACAGGGGAAAAUAAAAGAAAGAAACGGAACUUCUUGGGUUGGCUUGGUGACUGUUCGCUUGCUUGAAUGUUUUGGUUGUAAUUUGUUGCUACUGUAGGCAGUAAUACUGUCUUCUUGUAUGCGUUGCUGCAUUAAGUGAUAAAAUAAGGUUUACCUGACUAUGACUGAGAAAUUUUAGUUCCUGUGUUUCUUUAUGUGAAUGAACACAGGGAAAAACAAACAUGGAUUUUUUUCUUCUUUCACUUGAUUUUAUUGUUGUUAAGUGUCAUGGAAGAACAUGCGUACUGCAAUUAUGAUUUUGCACAAAAAUCAAAGGACUCGGAACUU